Messenger RNA from Trichomonas vaginalis G3, 444 nucleotides. RefSeq lists its product as uncharacterized. Lineage: Eukaryota; Parabasalia; Trichomonadida; Trichomonadidae. The record is from RefSeq and is a predicted model, not a curated record. The transcript has a single exon. Bases 1 to 444 code for a protein of 147 amino acids.
AUGUAUCAAACAAAGGAACUUGACCUAUAUUAUGCAUUUUCAAGAACAAAAUAUCAGAGAGAAUUUACACAAGGCCAAAAUCCGGUCGUAGACUAUGUACAUAAGACAUUUUUAGAGACCCCAAUCCCAGAAACACAAUAUUUACAUGUAAUCGAAAAAGCAACAGAAGCUCCAAAGCCACCAGAACCUAAGGUUGAGAAACCCAAACCAGCUCCUGCCCCAGAACAAGCUGCAAAUCAAAUGGAAUCUAUCAUCGCUAAAAUUAGAGCAGCUCAAGGACUUACCGGUGAGUCAGAAGGACCCAAGAGAGGUGUGUAUGUCUCUCCGUUUGAUAACAAUCCUGUUCCUACACCUUUAAUGAGAGAAAAUCAUAAUGGAACAAAUAUCGGGGAUCCAUUUGGUGACGAUAAUGAAAUUGAAGAUGAAGAAGAUGAAGAUAAUUAA